UUUUUGAUAGUAGUUGUUACUGUUGUUAGUUAAAUCAUGGUCGUUAUGAUUUGACGAGUUUAAACGGUACAGACGACUGACGCAAAGUGAAAAUGUUUUAACCACAAUUACUGAUAGUUGUAAAAAAGAGUGUACUGUGCUUAGUUCAAAUUUUUGGUGAAUACAAAUAGUUUAUAUUUGCAUUUUUAUUAUCAUAUAAUAUAGCGUUCGGUGUACAAAAUAAUUUUGAUAACGAAAGUCAUACUAUAUACCUAUUGUAAAUUUGUUGUGAGUUGUUAACGGUUAAUCGCCGGUGUCUAAGUUCGUGGAUUAUAAAUUAAAAACUAUAUUUAUUAAUUUAACGUACAAAAAACAUACUAUUUAAUAUGUGCUCUCUAAGAGAUUUUCCUGAACUACAGGAUUACAGUCUCACAGAUAAGACUGUAUCCAUGCCAUUUGUCAUUAAAAGAGUGAAACCCGAGGCAAUUAAUUACCCAAAUAUUGUGGUGGAAUUAAAAGGAGAUCAAAAUCCUGAACCUUUAUUUUUACCAACUUCAGGACUAACAACAUUACAACAAAUUUUAAGUAAAUUUAGUGAGGAAAGUUUCUGGACUGCUUGUGAUGAACUGAUAAAAUAUUUUAAAAAAAAUCCAAGUUAUUUAUCAGUUGUUAUGUAUCCUUUAGCGCUAUUUAUGAAAUUUUCUCCUCGUGCAAGUUUGAAGGGCCCAGAAAACUUGGUGUUAACAGAUAUAAGUAGAACAAAAUUAUGGUCAUCUAGUGUAGUGCGUUGUAUGUCAUGGCAUCCUCAAAUAACUAAACUUGCUAUUGUUUCUUCCCAUGAUAUUGUUUAUGUGUACAACCGAAAAGGUUCUGAAGCAAAAAUAAAGUGGAAAUCUCAAAAUGCCAUUUUAUCCUUAGCUUGGAGACCACUAAGUGUUGGUACUUUAGCAGUUGGAUGUGAAAAAGGAAUUUUCAUCUGGACAAUUGAGUUUAGUAACAUACAUGUAAGACCAACAGUAAAUAAUGUUUGCAAAUUUAUCAGAGAUGAUCAUAGAUAUAUUACUGGAUUAUCAUGGAAUAAAAUGGGUGAUCUUUUGAUAUCCAGUGCAGUGACAUCUAAAACAAUGUAUAUUUGGAAUUAUUCUUUAGAAGCCUGUGUUCCAUUACGUAGAAUUUGUUCUGACACAUUAAACUUUGUUCAUUGGUCGCCUGAUAAUACUAAAGUUUUUUCCUGUUCAACUAAUGAUACAUUUAGAAUUUGGUCAACUGAUAAUUGGACUUCAGAUAAAUGGUCUUUAAAUAACCGAUCUAGAGUACAAUGUGCAUGUUGGUCACCUUGCAGUUCAGUUUUAUUAUUUGCAACUGAUUCAAGUUCAAUUAUAAAUGCUAUUGACUUUCGAAAAUCAGAUGUGUUUAAUGGAUCAAUAAAUUACAAAAAAGUUGCAUGGCCUAUUGUUGAUAUCAAAAGUGAAUGUAUAAAUGAUAAAGUAAUUGGUGGAACACUUUCUGACAUGUGCUGGGAUCAGAAUGCUCAACGUUUAGCUAUAACUUUUAAAAAUAGUGGGUCUUUAGUUGUAUUCCAGACUGCUAUAAGUGAAGCUGUUGUUGAUUGUAUUCCAUUUUGUAUUAUUCAAGGGCGACUUGAUGAGGAACCUUCUACGAUCGCAUUCCAACCAACUUAUGAACAAGGGUCUUUGUUAACAAUUGGUUGGUCGAAUGGAAAUAUUGAAUAUGUACCAUUUGAAUAUACUUGUAAACCAAAACAUGAUCCUGAAAUGUUUGGAACAAAUUUGCUUAGUGUUAAUAAUGAUAAAAGUAUCUCUGGUCGAGUAAAUAUGUCAACUACAACUAAUUCAUUGAUUGAAUAUUUGUUAAAUUAAUUUGAUAUUUAUGGUUUUUUCUUUAUAUUUAUAUUUUAAUCUC
Molecule: messenger RNA, 1902 nt
Organism: Melanaphis sacchari
Lineage: Eukaryota; Metazoa; Arthropoda; Insecta; Hemiptera; Aphididae
Product: aladin-like
Exons: 10
Coding region: 366-1859 (497 amino acids)
Biological process (GO): nucleocytoplasmic transport
Cellular component (GO): nuclear pore
Molecular function (GO): protein binding
Source: RefSeq, a predicted model, not a curated record